AUCAAUUAUGGAUAGAAAACAGAACAAUCAACAACUUAAAAUUGAAGGUUCAGGUGUUAUUAAUGCUAUUCGUGAUCGGCGUACUUCUGUGAAAUUCCAUUUACGAUCUUCUACCGAAAUUGGCAUUCGUACUGGUGAUAAUGGUUAUUCACUUUUAUCAUGCCUUCGACAAUUACCAAAUAUUCGUUUUGAUUCAACCACCCAAGAAUGGAUUUUACCAGCAACCUAUCAUCAUUAUGUCCAAGCCUAUGAAAACUUACUGACAUCACCAUAUUACCGAUAUGUUCAAUGUACUCCUUUAUCUGAUAUUGUUAUUAAUGUACUCAGACAAGAUCAAUCCGCCUAUAUUAAAUCAAGUUCUAUUGUCUCUGCUUCCAAUACGAUGGAUGAUGACUUUGGUGACGAUGUUACUGAUUGGGAAUUACAAAAAGCUGACAGGGAAGCUCAAGUGGAAGAACGAAUCUACAAUAACUUGAAGCCUUGCUCGAUUUGGAACAACCUGAUGGAAUACCAACAACAUGGUGUUCGAAAGUGUUUAUUUUUGAAUGGACGUGUGUUAUUAGCCGAUGACAUGGGACUAGGGAAAACAAUUCAAGCACUUGCUGUGGCCAUGGCUUACCCCGAUACUUGGCCUGUAUUGGUGAUAUGUCCAACAUCUCUUUUAUUACCUUGGGCUGAUCAUAUUCAACAAUGGUUAUCAAAUGUGAAAAAUAAUCAUAUACGUAUAACACUCAAGGGAUCUGAUCUUUUUGGUUAUACACCAGCUACCGUGAAACCUAUUUUGACAUCUUCAGAGGAUGAUAUUGAUGAAUACACUACUACCAAUGUUGAUAUCCAAUAUGAUACGAAAAAUGAAAAGUUUGAUCAACCGUUAUUCUACAUUAUCAGUUAUGAUUUAGCAGCAAAUCAUUGUGAUCAACUUUUAAAUAUGGACUUUAAAUUUAUUAUUUGUGAUGAAAGUCAUAAUAUGAAGAAUCCACAGACAAAACGUACAAAAGCAUUGACACCUUUAUUACAAAAGUCACAACAUGUCAUCCUACUUACUGGCACACCAAUUUUGUCACGACCAAUUGAAUUGUAUCCUCAGCUCUACAUAUUGCGAAAAGAUCUAUUCCCUGAUAUGCAUCAAUAUGGUUUACUUUAUUGCAAUGGACAACUUACGAAGUUUGGAUGGAACUAUAAUGGUUCAUCCAAUCUAUCUGAAUUACAUUUCUUACUGGAAAGAUCGGUAAUGAUACGAAGACUAAAGGAAAAUAUUGAAAUGGAUACAUUGUCUCUUCCUUCUCUAGUACGGCAAAAGGUGUUGAUGCCUAUUGAUCCAAGUAAGAAAAGAUUUCUUUCAAAAUUACAAUCCGAUUUGGCCAGAUUGAGAUCGUGUCCAGGAACUGAAUUUAUCUGUCAACAAAAAUCUAUUGAACUGUAUAUGGAAACCGGUGUAGCCAAAAUACCUGCAGUGACACACUAUCUUCACAAUUUAUUAAUGACGACAAAGGAUCAAAUGGUUGUAUUUGCAUAUCAUAAAGCUGUUUUGGAUGCCAUUGAAGAAAUGAUGAAAAAUAACAAGUUUACAUAUAUACGGAUCGAUGGAAAUACAAAGCAAUCUCUUCGUCAUGAACUUUGUCAGAAAUUCCAAGGAAUAAAAAACGAACGUAACGAAACAAUACGAGUAGCACUUCUUAGCAUCACAACGAGCAAUACAGGACUGAAUUUACAGAUGGCAAAUACAGUUGUUUUUGCUGAAUUAUAUUUCAAUCCAUCGCAAAUUCUUCAAGCCGAAGCUCGAGCUCACAGAAUUGGUCAACUAAACACUGUUUAUAUCAAAUAUCUACUUUCCCAAGAUACUGGUGAUGUAUGGCUUUGGUCUUUACUUUGCAAGAAACUUCAAGUGACCGGUAAAGUUUUAGAUGAAAAAUCUAAACAAUUCUAUUUGGAAAGUACUUAA
This is a messenger RNA of Halteromyces radiatus, 1942 nucleotides long. Its product is annotated as P-loop containing nucleoside triphosphate hydrolase protein. Gene Ontology annotation, biological process: DNA repair; replication fork processing. Gene Ontology annotation, molecular function: ATP-dependent chromatin remodeler activity; ATP binding. Lineage: Eukaryota; Fungi; Mucoromycota; Mucoromycetes; Mucorales; Cunninghamellaceae. Gene Ontology annotation, cellular component: nuclear replication fork. Bases 8 to 1942 code for a protein of 644 amino acids. The record is from RefSeq and is a predicted model, not a curated record. The transcript has 10 exons.